CCCCUCCCCGCCAACCACACACAGGCUGCUGGUGCGGCGCGCGCGCGGUAAACGGGCUGAUCAGCUUGGAAUGGCGGUGCAAUAGUGCAACGCAGCAAUGACGAAUAACGGCCCAUGAAUGUUAGGCAGCAGCAGCACACAUCUAACACCCUACUCCACCCAGCCCAGUACGGGGAAAACCUCUUUAUUGACUCAGCGACUGCACCAGGGUGGAGCAGUAAUGAAAAUACUCCCCGCCUCUUCAAUCCUUAAGGCCCUUUUAGAUACAGAGGGUCGACAAAAUACCCACCGCCUCCCAAGGACCAAAGCAUCAGCGAGGGCCAGAGCAUCAACAAUGUCCAAACCAAUACCCCUCCCAUCGCCACCCACCUCCCCACCCCGCCCGCUCUCGGAAAACGCCACAGCUGCAACAACGACCGCACCACCACUCCCCCUCCGCGAGAUGGUAAUCUCGCCCGUGGGUGACAUACUCCUCCACCUACUCACACCUACCCACACCCUGCACUACAAAACCUCGGCGAGUGUGCUAAUCACCACGUCGAAGGUCUUCUCCGCAAUGUUGAGCCCGACAUCCCCUUUCUCCGAGGCCCAGCGCUUCAACAACUCCCCCCACUCGACGCAUCCGUUCGUGCUAAGGCUCCAUGACGAUGACCCCGUAGCCCUCUGCAUCCUCUUGAAAGCUCUGCACAACCACCCAUCCGUUCCCCGUUCGCUGACCUUCAGGCAGCUGGUCAAGAUGGCCGUCGUGGUGGACAAGUAUGAUUGCUCCCACGCCACCAGAAUGUACGGCGAUAAGUGGAUGAAGGGCUGGACCUCCAAGGCUGAGAAGGCGGGGUACGAGGAGUGGUUGUUCGUGUCGUGGGUGUGGGGCGUGGAGAAGAUUUUCGGAAAGCUUUUCGGGAAGGUGGUAAAGGAGGUGUGCGUCCAGAGGGUCGGCGGGGGCAUGGACAAAAUUCCCGUUCUCAAGGAGAGGAAAGGUGGGGGCGGGUUCGAGGAGUAUGUGCCUGAGAGUGUGUUGAAAGCGAUAUUAAACCACCGCUCAAACCUCCUCACUCACUUGAAGACCGUAUUUGCCUCCCUUUUCGAACGCUACCGGCCCUCCCCUUCCCUCUCACAACUGUCCCCUCAGUGCGCUGCCACGCCCCCUGACCCCCGCUGCGAUGCUCUGGUGUUCUUCAGCGUGUACCGCAAGCUCUCGGAAUUGAACCUCCUGCCGUGGAACACCAUUGAUGACUUGGACGGCUUCACAAUUGAUGAGUUGGUGGGCUGGAUCCUCCACACAACUCCAUCUUCGAGCAUCUCGGGAGCGGGUGGUGGGAUGAGACUCCUUUCCUUGGAAAAGCACGGAAAGGCAUGUAAUCCGCUUGAGCAACUCGCAGCGCAGGUCAAGCUGGCCAUGGCCGCGAGUGGGGGCAACGGGGAGAGGGAUGUGUGGGAGUUUAGGGCACGAGAGGAGGAAUCUUCCUGGGAAGAGAUCGGCAAAGAGGUUGGCAUCUAG
Messenger RNA from Tuber melanosporum (Perigord truffle), 1498 nucleotides. RefSeq lists its product as uncharacterized. NCBI's taxonomy places the organism in Eukaryota, Fungi, Ascomycota, Pezizomycetes, Pezizales, Tuberaceae. The coding region runs from base 119 to 1498 and encodes 459 amino acids. The transcript has 2 exons. The record is from RefSeq and is a predicted model, not a curated record.